GGAAGCCCAAAAAGAGGAACCACUGUUCCCUUCCAUAUCAAGAUCGUCUCGGUUCUUUUUGGUAUUCCCUCUCACCUAAAUCAGACUCUUCCUGGAUAUGGAAGCUUCAUGAGGCUUAGUCUGGUCGGAGAUCGUGGGAAGAGUUCGGAGUACAGGGGUGGAUGCAACGACUAAUCCGUAAUCGAGGCACACUGAAGUCAGUGGCUGGAUUGUGAUGGAUCAUGGCUGACAGGAGACUUUGGCAGGACCCACUCUUUGGGAUUUCUCUUCCUUCACCUUUUCUUUUUCAUUUUUUCUCUUUUUUUUUAUUUUAUUUUAGUACACAUACUAUUGAUCCAUUGAUUUACAUGGCGAUGAAUUUUUCUUUCUCUCUUUGACUAUGAUUUAAGUGGUGGUGCCUUGCAUAUCCUCUAGAUCGGGUAGCCUGCUGAUACUGCACAAAAUAAAAAUAAAAAUAAAAAGAACGUUUAUUUAUCCUUCAAUUUUAACGGCGCUAUUGUCUAUCCUUGCCUCUCAA
Aspergillus pseudotamarii is the source of this 517-nucleotide messenger RNA. RefSeq lists its product as uncharacterized. The coding region runs from base 222 to 377 and encodes 51 amino acids. The record is from RefSeq and is a predicted model, not a curated record. The transcript has a single exon. NCBI's taxonomy places the organism in Eukaryota, Fungi, Ascomycota, Eurotiomycetes, Eurotiales, Aspergillaceae.